Molecule: messenger RNA, 2152 nt
Organism: Styela clava
Lineage: Eukaryota; Metazoa; Chordata; Ascidiacea; Stolidobranchia; Styelidae
Source: RefSeq, a predicted model, not a curated record
AGGGUCUGAACCCCCCCUUUCAAAAUGCAAAAAAACGCAUUUUUUUGUAUCAUAGAUAGCAAUUUUUCGUAGCUUGAAACGCUUUUUAGACCCUCAAGGCUCUUGAAAACCCACUCAGACAGACAGUAUGAGUCAGCAAUCAAUUUGACAUAAAUUUGAUAUUGUGAGGACACACGCGCAAAAACUUUCAAUUUGUUUUGUGAGGAAAAGCCCGAAAAUACAAUUUACAACAUUUAUUACAACUUAUUCAGUCGAUGUACCACUGAGUUAUUUUCCUUUCUCUAUUUCGAGUUUCAUUUUCAAAACGAUAACGGAAUAUCAUGUAGAAUUGUAAUAUUACAAAUGCUUUAUUGUUUUUCAUUUGGAUAAAUUGUUGACCUUUUAUAGACGAGCCUUUAUAUAUUGAUUGAACCAAGCGUCACUGGAUUUGACUUGGAAUGUCCCAAUAUUAUUUGUUCAUAAUACUUUACAUAGACAAUAUCGACUUGGACCUAUUUAUUGUUCGAACAGUGACAAUCAUUAUGAGUAAUUUUGUCGCAUUAAAAUAUGCGGUCUUUCAUAAAAUUUCAUUUGCACAUAAUCUCACUUUCUAGCAUUCCUUAUCGCGUAAGGCUGUUCCUCCAAAUAUUUCAAUGAAAUUGUGCAUGUAUUGAAUAUGACCUGUUGCGUAAUCCAGACAAUCAAAACGAGGUAAUUAAUUAUAUGAUUGAGUAAAAUACAUAUUGUCAGGAUUUAUAUUUAUAUCGAACAGACGCAUCCGCAACAGAACACGUCAUAAUUCCGUGAAAGGGUAAACCGUCAAGUUUAAAUUAAUAAUCGGGAAGUUUUUCGAAUAUUAAUCAAAGAAAGAACUUUGGGUUUAUACACGGAGGAGGCAACUUCUAUGCCAUUCCAUUAAAAACGUCAACAGUUCUAUUAAUAAACCUUGUUGUACGCACGGUAAGCAGGUAAUCGGAGGUAGCAGUCAGGCGGCACCUAAAUUUAAGAACUGGGAGUGGUAACUAUACCUAGUUGUUGUGAAAUCGCUGUAGAUAUUUUCUGUAAUGUUUAGCGUUUUAUUCUAAUAAACUAAAACUGGUCUGUGGCUGACGCGUGUUCAUAUUUUGGGCCUCGUAAAACAGGCAAAGAAGAACAACGAUAUACAAUUCGUAGAGGCAAACUUACAAAAUUGGACUUGUGUUCCGAACACAAAUAAAAACGUUAUUAAAAGAUUACUUUUGUGUGAAAAAGUACAAAAUAUCAUAAAAGCGUUUAAUAGUAUAAUGGCCCAUGGAUGGUGCCGAAAAAAUUUUUCAUGCAGAUCUUUCGGAUUUUCAUGUAACGACAAGGAAUCAGAAUCAUUUUAUGUGUCACAGUGGGGAAAAAAUCGCGCUGCCUUUACAGUGUACAGAGCUAUAAUGGCAUUGAAUUCCUUGGGAUGGACUAUUGCAUAUUACAUAUGGUAUAGCAGUGUUCAACCAUGGCAAAUCACACACAGUUAUUGGUUUCUGACGCCGUGGGCUGACUUUCUCCGAACAACGUAUUUUAUUACCGUAGCGCUCUUGGUUGUAAUCGGGAUGCUAAACCAGUUAUAUAUGGUGGAAGAACAAGGAGGCAUCAAAUGGCUUCGUGGCAUAACCUGGCUUUUCUUCACUCUUACGGUUGGACCUACUUUCGUGGUAACGAUAUUAUUUUGGAGUUACGUGGCACCAGAUCUAGAUCCGGAUAUAGCAUACAGUGCCAUCAGCAUUUUCCGACAUGGAAUCAGUUUUGCAUUGCUUUUAAUUGAUUUGUUCGUCUCAGCAUUUCCGGUACGAAUUGCGCAUGGCGUGUACAUGAUGGCGCUUGCUGCAUUUUAUGGCAUUUUUACAAUCAUUUUAUGGCGUGCAAAGGUUACUGACGCAGUGUAUGGAAUAUUAGACUGGGAAAAAUAUCCCGAACUUGCUUCUGGAAUUAUUGUUGCUGUAACUUUAAUAGCAGCUCCUUGCAUUCACUUGGCAUUAUUUUUGUUGUAUCGUUUACGAAUGCAUGUAUACAAUAGAUAUCACAUGGAAGAAUCGUCUUCGCACCAUGCGGAAUUGAAAACCUUGGAUCAAGUACAUGAAGAACAAAAUUCGUGAAAUGCCAACAUCACGUAAAACGUAACUGAUAUUUAUGUUUGAGACGAAAGUGU